This is a messenger RNA of Ictalurus furcatus (blue catfish), 5422 nucleotides long. RefSeq names its product interferon-induced very large GTPase 1-like. The record is from RefSeq and is a predicted model, not a curated record. Gene Ontology annotation, molecular function: GTP binding. Bases 377 to 5173 code for a protein of 1598 amino acids. The transcript is spliced from 2 exons. Lineage: Eukaryota; Metazoa; Chordata; Actinopteri; Siluriformes; Ictaluridae.
AGUGUGGUGAAAGGUGUUAAUACAAUUACUGGGACCUUCUUUAACAAGACAGGUUAGUGUAGUAUAGGGAUGUCAAUGUGAUGGGAUGCCGUGCCCUGAUCAUUUCACUGACCGAUUUACUUUCGCACAAAAAAAUAGUCCACCUCCUAUUCAUAUCUGCAUUUGUAUUUGUUUAGAAAGAAUUAUCUGUUCAUUUGGGAUAAUGUACAUUCAAGUGACCCUCUUCAUUCUUUUUUACUCUGACAGUUGGGAAUGCAAGCUGAGUGCUGACUAGUGGUGCCAAAAGAUUAUUAUUACUCUCAGCAUGCUAGAAAGCAGUCUGUCCAAAACUAUGCUGAGACCAAGACAUUCACUGGACUAAACCCAACAGAACCAGAUGGAAAGCGACACUGAAACACAGAGACGAGUUCGUACUCAGGAGGGAGAAUUAAACUCAGUAGAAAAGCUGUUGCGUAGACUUGGCCUUGAGAAUAAACACAAAGACAAACUUACCAGUGCACACUUUCUUGAAAUAUCCAAAUCCAUUUUACUGUACAAGGAGCCCAGUAGAGAGAAUGAACUGGUAAAUGUUUUCAUGCAACAUCUUUUGACAGGAGAUUACACAGCGAGAUACAUCUCUGUCAAAAAUGAAACAAACAUACAAAACUCUCAGACUAGAGCUAAUGAAGAUGCCUUUGCUGCUCUUUUAAAAAAGCCUAAUGUAAACAGUGAAAGAAAACAGGACCGGAUUCACCCAAUCGAUGUUCAGAUGGCGGUGUUCCUUUGUGCAGAUGAUUUUCUUCGUCAGAUCAUGGUGACUAAACUGGCACAGUGUCAGUAUGCGAUCCUCCUGCUGGUACCCAAUCCCUUUAGCAGGAAAAUUGAAUUUCCUCUCUGGACAAUGCGUCAAAUCAGCAAGAGCUGGAAGUUGACUGAUGCUUCAGGAAAAAUCAUCAGCAAGACCCUGCCUGUUUACAAAGCAGAAACUCCGAUGGUGGCAUUCUUCAGGCUUGGGUCAGUUUCCUCAUCCAAGUCUCAGCUUAUCAACAACCUGAUUAAUGAGAAGCACAACACAUUUUUCCACAGAAACUGUCCAGGCAGCAGCAGAAACCGUCUACUGAUGGAUGGAGUGGUGGAGAUCGCUUGGUACUGUCCAUCUGGGAAAAGCUCUGAUUAUUUCACUGAAUGUGUUGCGUUCUGCAAUCUUCAUGGUGAUUCCAGCACAGCUGUAACUCAGAGAGAGAUACUUACUACCAUGGCCUCUGUAAAUGUUUUACUUUUGCCUAAGAUUGAUGAGGAUGAUAAUAAUAUGAGAAUUGUACAGGAGUUUUGUAAGUCACAAACUGCUCUUAUUGUUGUACUUACUGAUGAAGAGAACGGUAAUGAAGACGCUGUGUGUGAGAUUGGUAGAGCAAAAUACAGAGUGGGACUGAAGGGUAUAAAUAAGUCUGAGGUGUCUGUUCUGCUCAGAGAUGUGAUCAAGAAGUGUCUCUCAGAAAAACAUAUGACCUUUAACCUCAAAAAAAUUACGUGCAUCUCAAAGGUCUGUGUGGAUGAGCACAAUGAGGCCUGUCAGAGAGGAAAGGAAGCUGCUCAAAAUAUAAUGGGUUUUCUAGAUGGAAAAGAUCCACUGACAGUAAAAGAGGAAUACCUGCCCUGCCAGGGAAAACUGUGGCACGACUGGUGCCAAAAGAGAAAAGAUUUACGGCAACUUCAAAGUAACAAUAUAGAAAUGGAGCUCAGCAAAAAGCAAACUGAAAUGAAGGAAAUAAGAUUGAAACAGCAGGAACAUGGCUUCAGUGAACUCAUGGGGUUAUUUGUUGGAUGUUUAAACUCUCUGUCAGACAGUGAGAGAAAGUAUUUCCUCACAUGGACUGGAAUUUACCUGGAUGAGUUCACUUCAAAGAAACUCUCUGGUAUCCAGAAAGAAUAUCACCAAAAAUGGACAAAUGUGUUGGCCUUGAAAAAAAACCAUGACAGAGCUGAAGGACAAACAAAUCUGGACAAAUUGAAGACUGAACAAUCAAACUUAGAAAAAUUAUCACAAGAACUGAAUGCUGUCAGCUUUGGCUUGGAGCACAUGAUGAGAGAGAUGGGCCAGAUUUAUGAAGCCUCAGUCUCUGAAGAAAAGAGCAAUACAUGGAGAGAAGAUGGAAACUUGUCUUCCCUGCCUAAACUUGUAGCUGAACUCAUGAUAUCUGGGCACCCGAUGGAGCUGAUGGAUGGUGAUACAGCUUAUGUUCCUCUAACCUGGGUUUCAGCUGUUUUGGAUGAAGUCAUCAUGAAACUGGGAGACCAGAGAGUUUUUGUGCUGUCAGUUUUGGGAAUUCAGAGCUCUGGGAAAUCCACCAUCUUGAAUGCCAUGUUUGGGCUCCAGUUUGCAGUCAGUGCAGGCAGAUGCACCAGAGGAGCCUUUAUGCAGCUCGUUAGAGUUUCUGAGGACAUGAAGGAAGACCUGAAGUUUGACUACAUUUUGGUUGUUGAUACUGAAGGUCUCCGAUCUUCAGAGCUGUCUGGAAACAAAAUCCACCAUGAUAAUGAACUUUCCACAUUUGUGGUAGGAUUAGGAAAUAUGACUUUAAUUAACAUCUAUGGAGAGAACAUUACUGAGAUGCAGGAAAUACUUCAGAUAGUUGUUCAUGCAUUCCUGAGGAUGAAGAAAGUCAGACUUAACCCCAGCUGCAUGUUUGUGCAUCAGAAUGUUUCUGAUAUUGCAGCUAAAGAAAAAAUCAUGGAUGGAAGGAGACACUUGCAGGAAACACUGGAUAAAAUGACUAAACUAGCAGCUAAAGAUGAAGACUUCUAUGUGGAAAAUUUCACUGACAUCAUUGCAUUUGAUGUAGAGCGUGAUGUAAAGUAUUUUGCACAGCUCUGGGAGGGUUCUCCACCAAUGGCACCAUCAAACCCAUGCUACAGCGAGAACAUUCAGGAACUAAAGGGAGAUAUCCUCUCUCACGCAGCAGCUACAAAUAACCUGAAAUUAUCACAGUUUCAAAAUCGUGUGAAAGACCUGUGGAAUGCUCUACUGCAUGAAAAUUUUGUGUUUAGUUUUAAGAAUGCACAAGAGAUAUCAGUCUACAGGAAACUGGAGCAGGAGUAUGGGAAAUGGACCUGGAGUCUGAGGAGUGCCAUGAUGACUGUGGAAGAUAAAAUGCUUAACAAAGCAGCCAGUGGAAUCAUACAAACAGUUCAGAGGAGAGAUUUCAAAGACGAGAUGGCAGGAACCCUAAAGAAUCUCCAAAAGGAAUUUAACCAUUAUUUUGAAGAACACAAUGAAAAGGAAACGCUGAUUCAGUGGAAAUGUAAAUUUGAGACACAAAUCCAGCACCUCCAUGAUGAUCUAAUAGAGGAAGCAAAGAGAAAAGUGGAUGACAGCAUUCAGCAGAAAAGCAUUACACAAAACCUUGAUAAGCAACGUGUGAACUACGAGAAGAUACUCUUUGAAAAGAGUAAAGAACUUGCUUUAAAACUUAAAGGAAAUGUUAACAACAAAACACAUGCAAGUGAGGAAUUUGAUUCAAUGUGGGGAACAUGGGUCUCUGAAUUAUCUGAACAAGCUCCAGAAAUCACAGAUCUUAACAUCUCAAAGGACAUCACUGAAGUCCUGGGAGAGGUCUACAAACAUGACUUGGUUCCAAAUCGAAAGCAUUCUUCAGAGUAUAAACGUAUUGGAGAAGUCAGUGAUUACAGUAGAUAUGUUUCAACUAACAAGAACAUGUUGAAAAAGUAUUUAUUUUUAUUUUGGUAUGAAGGUUCUCUUACACCAGAGAUAAACAAAUCAAUACGUGAUCUAAUUAUUAAGGUCAAUGAACAAACCAAAAAAAAGGUGGAGUCAUUUCCAUUCUCAGCACAGGGUUACAAUUCACAUUACAUUCAAUCCAUUGCACUUGGUGUCAAAACCCAGCUGCAUGAAUUUGAAGCACAGUUAAAGAAAGAUCUAAACUUAUCUGAAGUUGCCUCCGUCUUUAACCAAGAUUUCUAUGUAGAUCUCUCACUUUAUGUGUGUCACCAGUCAAAAGAACGCAUCUCAGAGCUUCACAGGAAAUUCAAAGAAGCAAAUGAUCCACUUAUUUAUUUUGAAAAGAAAAGGGCUGAGUACUUUAACAUCUUUCAGAAAUACUGGGAGGGAGCAACAUCAGCAGCUAUACUUGGAGACCAGGUUUGCAGUAAACUGAAAGAAGCGAUUCUGCAGAAUGUCUACAACAUGAUCUCUACAUUUGUGUGUGGACAGAUGAGAGGGAAGCCACCAUUUAAUGGGAACAGAGCUGAUCUGGAAAAACACAUUCUGAAGUCUUUGGCAGAGCAGAAAGGCAAUAAGGAUGAGAAGUUUAAUAAAUACUUAACAUACAUGAACCAACCUAGGGCUCACUUUGAAGAUUUCAUCAAGGCCAAGGUUAAAGAGUUCAUGGCAGCUGAAAACCCUGCAGCAGUUUCUGCCAUUAAAAUACAUAUUGACCACAAACAGAGAAGAGUCAUAAGUGCUACAAAAAUGGCAACAGAUAAAGUGAAAGAAGUCCGUGGGGAUGCAAAUCAGUGGCUGGAGUUUUUUUCCAACAGCCUUGUAGAUGAGUUAGGAGAUACCAGAGUUCACUUGUGUGAUGAAGAGUGUAAGGAUUGUGUUGAAUAUGAUGUUCUUGUGAAAGCUAUAGAGAAAGAACUCUCCGCUGUUGUUGAAGAGUUAAAGAAAAGCCUCAGUAAGAUUUCAGACUUCUCCAUGGAGAAGUUCAGAGAAAGACCUGAUGAUACUCUAAUCAAACACUUCUGUGGGUGCUGCUGGGAGCAGUGUCCUUUCUGUGGAGCCGUCUGUACCAACAGCCAAAAUGACCAUCCUGGAGAUCACCAUGCUGAUUUCCAUCGCACAUCUGGAAUGAAUGGAAUGUAUUACAGGGGCACAACAGAAUUCUUCAUCGACUUUUGCACAACAGCUGUGGCAAGUGACAAGUGUUUUUACUCAUCCAGUGAAUCUAGGGCUAGUUUUCGUUUUAAAAAGUACAAGAAAGCAGGUGGGAAGUAUGAGAAAUGGAACAUCUCUACUGAUUUGUCUGAGCUGGCUUACUGGAAAUGGUUUGUUUGUGAAUUUCAGGAAAAUCUUGAAAAGCACCAUAACAAAGAGUUUUAUGGUAAAGGGGAGAUUCCUGAUAAUUGGAAAAAUUAUAAACAGUCAGAUGCUGUUGAAAGUUUAGAAAUAUGGUAAUACAUCCAUUCUGGCACUUUUCUGUGCUUUCUGACAACCCAUGGUAUAAAACAUCUGUAUCUGAUGGAAGAGCAGCCACAGUCCAGCUUACCCUGAUGAGAAAGCUGAAGCCACAUCCACAUAUGAAAAUACUGCACUCUGCAACACAUUCAUGCUCUUCAGCUUCAAGAUCAAAUUCUAGCUAUAUGUACUAGCAUCACAGUCCCUGCUAGUUCAUUUAACAAGACAGCAGUUUUCAGUUACUUUAAU